Molecule: messenger RNA, 772 nt
Organism: Nicotiana attenuata
Lineage: Eukaryota; Viridiplantae; Streptophyta; Magnoliopsida; Solanales; Solanaceae
Product: nicotinamidase 2-like
Exons: 3
Coding region: 71-637 (188 amino acids)
Source: RefSeq, a predicted model, not a curated record
GAAACUUACGUGCCUGCUUAUAAAACAUCAGCCCCAUAAUCUCUAUUCCCUUCACUCUUCAUCUUUAUCCAUGGCAUCCUCAUAUGAAACCCGAAAGCGAAAUCCAGACCCGAAAUCUGCGGUUCUUUUAGUGAUAGACAUACAGAAUUACUUCUACUCCAUGGCCAAGCCUAUUCUCCCCGCUAUCAACACCACCAUCGACCUCUGCCGACAGGCUUCCGUGCCUGUGAUAUUCACGCGCCACCGUCACAAGUCACCGGAUGACUACGGCAUGCUCUAUGAGUGGUGGAACGGAGACGUCAUCAGAGAUGGCACCGUUGAAGCUGAACUCAUAACGGAGUUGGACCGAAGAGAAAGCGACUUGGUGGUGGAAAAACACACUUACAGCGCCUUCAGAGAUACGAACCUAGAGGAGAAACUGUUGGAGAUGGGGAUAAAGGAGGUAAUAGUGAGUGGAGUAAUGACCAACUUGUGUUGUGAGACCACAGCCAGAGAGGCAUUUGUGAGAGGGUUCAGAGUCUUCUUUUCGACAGAUGCUACUGCUACUUCCUCAGCAGAAUUGCAUGAUGCUACACUGAACAACUUAGCUUAUGGUUUCACUUAUUUGGUCGACUGCAAAAGGAUUUCAAAUUCCUGAGCACUCAGAAACUAGCGAGGAGGAAUUGUGGAGAAGCUCUAGCUAGCAAAGAUUUUGGAAUAAGUAGAUGUAAGAUAGAAUAAAUAUUAAGUGAAAUCAAGUAACAUUAUAUGGAAGUACUGUGCCUUUGAGUCC